Messenger RNA from Impatiens glandulifera, 3328 nucleotides. Its product is annotated as importin subunit beta-1-like. The coding region runs from base 169 to 2781 and encodes 870 amino acids. Gene Ontology annotation, molecular function: small GTPase binding; nuclear import signal receptor activity. The transcript is spliced from 3 exons. The record is from RefSeq and is a predicted model, not a curated record. Lineage: Eukaryota; Viridiplantae; Streptophyta; Magnoliopsida; Ericales; Balsaminaceae. Gene Ontology annotation, biological process: protein import into nucleus. Gene Ontology annotation, cellular component: cytoplasm; nucleus.
UCGCCUGCCUGCGAUUCCUGAAGCUAUUGGGCUGAAGAAGCUGAUUUGCCUACUUCUUUCUCUCUAGGGUUUCAGAAACGCCGCUCGUGUUUCCUCAUCACUUUCCAUUCAUUAUUCUUCUGUCUGCGUCCAGCGUCCAACGGCCAAUUCCAUCGAUUAUCUGUUCAAAUGGCAAUGGAAGUCACUCAGAUACUUCUGAAUGCACAGUCAAUUGAUGGGUCUGUGCGGAAGCAUGCAGAGGAUAACCUGCGCCAGUUUCAAGAGCAAAACCUUCCAACUUUUUUGCUUUCUAUCUCCGGAGAAUUGGCAAAUGAUGAAAAGCCCGUCGAGAGUCGUAAACUAGCAGGUUUAAUCUUGAAGAAUGCUUUGGAUGCCAAAGAGCAGCAUAGAAAGUUUGAAUUAGUACAGAGAUGGUUGUCACUCGAUGCUUCGGUAAAGGCACAAAUUAAGUCAUCCUUAUUAAAGACUUUAUCCUCUCCUGCCUACGAGGCUCGCUCAACAGCCUCGCAAGUCAUUGCAAAAGUAUCUGGAAUAGAGCUUCCUCACAAACAAUGGCCAGAACUGAUAGGAUCUCUCUUGUCAAACAUUAACCAACAGUCAGUCCAUGCCAAGCAGGCAACCCUCGAGACUCUUGGAUACUUGUGCGAGGAAAUUUCUCCUCAAGUUAUAGACCAAGACCAGGUGAAUAAAAUCCUUACUGCCGUCGUUCAAGGAAUGAACACCUCAGAGGCUAGCACUGAUGUGAGACUUGCUGCUACAAGGGCUCUAUAUAAUGCCCUAGGAUUUGCUCAAGCCAACUUUUCCAAUGACAUGGAACGUGAUUAUAUCAUGAGAGUUGUUUGUGAGGCGACUAUUUCUCCUGAAUUGAAGUUACGUCAGGCAGCUUUCGAGUGUUUAGUUGCCAUAGCAUCAUCUUAUUAUGACAAAUUAGCUCCUUACAUACAUGAUAUAUUCAAUAUUACUGCAAAGGCAGUGAAGGACGAUGAGGAGCCCGUUGCUUUACAGGCCAUGGAGUUCUGGAGCUCUAUAUGCGACGAAGAGAUAGAUAUCUUGGAUGAAUAUGGUGGUGAAUUCAGUGGUGAUUCUGAGAUUCCUUGUUUUUACUUCACUAAGAAGGCACUACCAGCUCUAGUUCCUAUGCUUCUGGAGACUUUGCUGAAGCAGGAAGAGGAUCAAGAUCAGGAUGAAGGAGCUUGGAAUAUUGCGAUGGCGGGGGGAACGUGCUUGGGUCUUGUUGCAAGGACUGUCGGUGAUGACAUCGUUCCUCUUGUCAUGCCUUUCAUUCAAGAGAAUAUAACGAAACCCGAUUGGAGACAGAGAGAAGCUGCAACGUAUGCAUUUGGUUCCAUUUUCGAAGGUCCUGCACCUGACAAACUCGUUCCACUUGUUGACAAGGCUUUGCCCUUCAUGCUCAAUGCACUGAUGACCGAUCCAAACAGCCAUGUGAAAGACACAACCGCCUGGACCUUAGGAAGGAUGUUUGAGUUCCUACAUGGUUCAGCUAUAGAGACAUCGAUAAUCACUCCUGCAAAUGUCCAACAGAUAAUCAAUGUUCUACUCCACAGCAUGAAAGAUGUCCCAAAUGUCGCUGAAAAGGCUUGCGGCGCUCUCUAUUUUCUCGCACAAGGUUACGAGGAUGUCGAAUCAACAUCCCCGUUAUCCUCUUACUUGCAGGAAAUCGUUCAAUCUCUUUUAGCUGCGACUCAUAGAGAGGAUUCUGGAGAAUCACGUCUUCGAACUGCUGCAUAUGAAACCUUGAAUGAAGUUGUUAGGUCAUCCACGGAGGAAAGUGGGCCCAUGGUAAUGCAACUAGUUCCUCUGAUUAUGUUGGAGCUCCACCAGACGGUUGAAGCCCAACAGCUCUCUUCUGACGAGAGGGAGAAGCAAAACGAGCUGCAAGGACUUCUCUGUGGAUGUUUGCAGGUCAUUAUACAGAAGUUAGGCUCGUCCGAAACUACAAAGUAUGUUUUUCUGCAAUAUGCUGACCAGAUGAUGAAUCUCUUCUUGAGAGUGUUUGCUUCUAAGAGUGCCACGGCACAUGAGGAGGCUAUGCUCGCGAUUGGGGCUCUCGCUUACGCUAUGGGUCAGGAUUUUACGAAAUACAUGACAGAAUUCUAUAAAUAUUUGGAAACGGGUCUUCAGAAUUUUGAAGAUUAUCAGGUGUGUGCAAUCACAGUUGGUGUUGUGGGUGAUGUAUGCAGAGCGAUUGAGGAUAAGAUAUUGCCUUAUUGCGAUGGAAUAAUGACUCAACUAUUAAAGGACCUAUCGAGCAAUCAGUUGCACCGUUCUGUGAAGCCUCCUAUAUUCUCCUGCUUUGGCGAUAUUGCUCUGGCUAUCGGAGAGAACUUUGAGAAGUACUUGAUGUAUGCAAUGCCCAUGCUUCAGGGAGCUGCUGAACUAUCCUUUCACACAUCAGAUGCUGACGAGGAUAUCGAAUACACUAAUCUUCUGAGAAAUGGGAUAUUGGAAGCCUACUCUGGCAUCUUUCAGGGAUUUAAGGGAUCACCUAAAACUCAGUUACUGAUGCCUUAUGCACCACAUGUUCUACAGUUCUUGGACAGUUUGUAUACAGAGAAAGACAUGGAUGACGUGGUGAGUAAGACUGCAAUUGGAGUUUUGGGAGAUCUAGCGGACACACUUGGGCCCAACGCCGGGCCUUUGAUUCAGCAUUCUGUAUCAAGCAAAGAGUUCUUGAAGGAAUGUUUGACAUCGGAGGAUCAUUUGGUGAAGGAAUCUGCGGAAUGGGCUAAGUUGGCUAUAAGUAGAUCGGUUGCCUUUUGAGAUUUGAGUGAGUCUGUAUAUUCCGGUCCUUGCAUGCAUGCAUUUUGGUCUUUUUGUUUUCAUACCAUGAGUCUGGUCAUCGCCAAUUUUGGAGGCAAUUUCCAAGUUUAGCAUAUGUUCCCUUGUUGGUGUGUCAUCACUAACAACAGGGUACAUACAACAGUACAAGCAUGCAUUCGGUUGAAGGGGAAGGAGGUGGAGGCGGCGGUUUGGUUCUAUAGCCAAUCAAUUGAGCUGAGCCGAGCAUGGUCAAGAGUCUAUGUUUUGUUUUAAUAUAUGCCCAUAACGACCAUGUGGACAGCAAUGUCAGUUGCCUCUCCUCCAUAUCUCGAUUGGUCGGUCUCGUUUAUACAUGUUUAUUUUUUGUGGCCUUUUGCAACUUGCAAGUAAGCAUUGUGGAAAUUGUUGCAUAUUUUUAGUUUUUAGUUUUCAUUUAAAUCAUAUUUUGUCUGGAUUUUUGCAUCAUUCAUGUACACUCUUCCAGCAUUGUAUUGCAGCAAACAUGCUUGUGAACUGAGUUCUUUGUUCAUUCACAUGGAUAUGGUCA